Molecule: messenger RNA, 288 nt
Organism: Colletotrichum higginsianum IMI 349063
Lineage: Eukaryota; Fungi; Ascomycota; Sordariomycetes; Glomerellales; Glomerellaceae
Exons: 3
Coding region: 1-288 (95 amino acids)
Source: RefSeq, a predicted model, not a curated record
AUGUCCAACGAACAGACCAAAACCGAGAGCAUCACUGUCGAUGCCGGCGCUCCGUCGACCGUCCCCGAUGGAGAACCUGUAGUCGCCCUUUCCUCAUCGCCCGGAGAUCGGCGAGCCAGCACCGAUGAAUGGGACGCCUCCAAGGUACCCCCGAGCCGAUUCCAGAAGCGUAAAGGCUCUAUCUACGCCACACCCGGCUCUCGUGAUGGCCAUGUUGAUCGCAAUUAUGCCUCUGGCUUCCACGAGAAGCACACGGAGAAGGGCUACACAAAGACGCCGUCGAAGUGA